ACCGAGAGAAAGCGAGAGAAUCCCAGGCAGGCUCCGCACAGCCAGCGCAGAACCUGGCACGCGGCUCGAACCCACCAACCGCGAGCCCAAGUUGGACGCUUAACCGACUGACCCACCCAGGCGCCCCUUUACCGUCUUCCUUCUUGAAAGAGCCGUAGUUAGUCUUUAUGAGCAAAAGUAAGAGCCAGAGUUACUAAGGGGAAGCCAGGUCAAACUUCUGAUUGAAAAUAAACUCAAAGAUUGAUUUUAUCUUUGAUGUUUCUCUCUCCCCUUCCUGUGUUUCUCCUCAGCACCCCCUCUUCCCCCCGGGUGUGCACAGCACGUGCACGCAUGUACGCACAUACACGCUCAUGUGAAAAGCAUUUUAAGUGCGGAUCAUCCUGGGGAGGCGUAUGGCACAGAAUCGUGGCACUGCCCUUUGAGGAGACCCAGCCUGCCGUUCCCAUUGUCAUGGUUACUGGCCUGGCCCCCAGGGCUGGUCUCAGACCAGAGGCUUUCAGCUCUUCUUCACACUCCCCUCCCUGCACCUGCCUCACAGCAAAAGAGGGACCUUCGGAGUACAAAAUCGGACAGCUGUACAUGAUCAGCAAGCACAGCCACGAACAGAGCGACCGAGGAGAAGGGGUGGAGGUCGUCCAGAAUGAGCCCUUUGAGGAUCCUCACCACGGCAACGGGCAGUUCACCGAGAAGCGGGUGUAUCUCAACAGCAAACUGCCCAGCUGGGCUAGAGCUGUUGUUCCCAAAAUAUUUUACGUUACAGAAAAGGCUUGGAACUAUUAUCCCUACACGAUUACAGGUAAGUCCUGUUCCUUUCUGCCAAAAUUCUCCAUUCAUAUAGAAACCAAGUAUGAAGACAACAAGGGAAGCAACGACCGCGUCCAAUGGAGGUUCAUCUGCUUCCAGACCACGGGUGACCGUGGGUAACCGAAACCACGGAACGCGACAUGCGGACAAGGGGAUAUUUACUAUAUUUGCAGGGACUGACUUGGCUUGUACCAGGUCACUUCAGCUUCCUAAACUAAGUUAAGAAACCUGGAGUUUAUCAGGGGUCAGCAAACUACCUUUUUUGUCAAUAAAGUUUUAUUGGAACACAA
Molecule: messenger RNA, 1094 nt
Organism: Neofelis nebulosa (Clouded leopard)
Lineage: Eukaryota; Metazoa; Chordata; Mammalia; Carnivora; Felidae
Product: cytoplasmic phosphatidylinositol transfer protein 1-like
Exons: 5
Coding region: 256-924 (222 amino acids)
Biological process (GO): phospholipid transport
Cellular component (GO): cytoplasm
Molecular function (GO): phosphatidylinositol transfer activity; phosphatidylinositol binding
Source: RefSeq, a predicted model, not a curated record